Messenger RNA from Capra hircus (goat), 4900 nucleotides. It is a transcript of the gene TSPAN11, whose product is annotated as tetraspanin 11. The coding region runs from base 653 to 1519 and encodes 288 amino acids. Gene Ontology annotation, cellular component: membrane. Lineage: Eukaryota; Metazoa; Chordata; Mammalia; Artiodactyla; Bovidae. The transcript is spliced from 10 exons. The record is from RefSeq and is a predicted model, not a curated record.
GACUCUGCGGGGAGGGGAGGAGGGAAGGGAGGCUCUGUGAUAAGGCCUGGUUCUUGGAGGCCCUGGGCAACCACCCCCCACCACCACCACGGCCAACUUCUCCCAGGACCCUGCCGGUUUAACGCCCCACUAGGGGCCGACCCGGGGUGGGGGUGGGGGCUGGGCAGCGAGCCCUGGCGGAGGCCCAAGUGGGGACUUGCAGGCCGCCCGACAUCUAUCCAUCCAUCCGUCAAUCCCCGCUCCUCGCAGGGACCCGGGGCCACCCCCCAGCGGCCCUGAUUCCCACUGGAUUCGCCCCCGCUCUCCAAACGAGAGAAAGACCAACCCCAAACAAAGACCAGCGCAGCCGGCGGGGCGGCGGGAGAAGGAGCCCGGGCAUUGGAGGGGCCGGGGGUGGGCGCUCGGGAGGCGGGGCGCGGCCGCAGGAAGUGCCGAUCUCGAUCUCGGGGCUGAGCGCGGCUGCGGUGCUGACCCGCCAGCCCUGUAGCCCCUAGCCGGCCGGCCCUGGAGGCCCUCGCUGCGGAGCCCGCAGCCGCACCAUCUGACCCUCUCUUGCCAGCAUCCAACCUCACGGAGAGCUUCGCUGAGGAGCGGCCCCGCCUGGGUCCUGUUACCUGCCGGCUCAUCACGCCUGGAACCUGGCCCAGCAGCCAUGGCCCAUUACAAGGUGGAGCAGGAUGACUGGCUGAUCGUCUACCUGAAGUAUUUGCUCUUCGUCUUUAACUUCUUCUUCUGGGUCGGGGGCGCCGCGGUCAUGGCCGUGGGUGUCUGGACCCUGGUGGAGAAGAGCGGCUACCUCGGCGUCCUGGCCUCCAGCACCUUCGCCGCCUCUGCCUACAUCCUCAUCUUCGCGGGCGCCCUCGUCAUGCUGACCGGCUUCCUGGGCUUCGGCGCCAUCAUCCGCGAGGACAGAGGCUGCCUCUCUGCGUAUUUCUGCCUGUUGCUGGCGAUCUUCCUCGUUGAGCUGGUGGCGGGGGUCCUGGCCCAUGUGUACUACCAGAGGCUGAGCGACGAGCUGAAACAGCACUUGACCCGCACCCUGGCCGAGAACUACAUGCAGCCCGGUGCCACGGAAAUCACAGCAUCUGUGGACCGUCUACAGCAGGAUUUCAAAUGCUGCGGGAGCAACAGCUCAGCCGACUGGCUGCAGAGCAGCUACAUCCUGUCUCCAGAGGCCGAGGGCCGCCGGGUGCCGGACAGCUGCUGCAAGACAGUGGUGGCACGCUGCGGCCAACGGGCACACCCCUCCAACAUCUACAAGGUGGAGGGAGGCUGCAUCAGCAAGCUGGAGCAGUUCCUGGCUGACCACCUGCUGCUCAUGGGGGCCGUGGGCAUCGGGGUGGCCUGCCUGCAGCCAAGGUCACGCUCUUCCCCCAGAAAACAUGAAGGAAAAGGCCCUGGGGGCCACCUUGAACUUGUCAGGAACAAAGACCUGGGAGGAGUGGGAGCGUGGGUGCAGAUUUGCGGCAUGAUACUCACCUGCGGCUUGCACCGGAGGCUCCAACUGCAUUUUUACUAACAGCCAACCGCAUCCUGCUCCGACUGCCCCUCACAAUUUCAGGGGCCCAAGGCCCACAGGCCAGGCCUGCGGGGUCAGCACCAGCUGGCCUGGAAGCUCCCAGCAACUCCCCCUCCUCUGUGCCCAGCCCCUCCGGACCCACCCAGUAACUGCAACCACGGCCUCUGCAGCCCCCACCUGGCCGGGGACCCUCAGCCCCCGCCCUCCACUUCUGUGUGCUCACCACCGGAAUCCUGGGGCAAGACGGCACAGCCCGAGCCUCACCAGGCCUAGGCUCCCAUGGACCCUGGGGGGCUGUGAUGAAAUCUGCUUUCCUCCCCGCUCCUGAACCCUGAACGGGGGCUGGCCACUUUGCCCCCACUGGGAUGCCCGCAUACGAGCCUGUGAUCCCCCCUAUGGGCGCUGAGCACCCCUCUCCCACCCCUGCUGGAUGUGCUCUCUGAGAAAUGCAUCGAAUAGGCAGUUAGAGUUGGCUCUGCCCCCGGAAGACCGCGGCCUUUGCCCUGCCCCCUUCCCCUCCCCUCCCACCCGCACCAUCUCACCUGGAGAGAAGUGUCCCAUGGCCUGAUUCCUUCCUGCAGGGCAGGGUUGGGUAGUGGCAGGGUGGAGGGCAGGGGGUGAAGCCACCAGGGUGGGGAGCAGGUGCCUGCCCCAGGCCCUCCCCAGGAGGGUCCCCUGGGAGCCCAUGACCCCAAGCCCCAGUCUCCAGCCAUGUGCCCCUCGGGGGUCUCCUUUCUGGACUGACGCUCAAAGAAAGCCAGGUUUUUUAAACUAUCGUCUGCCCUUCAUGUUGGUGGGAGUAAAAUCCUUCCUGAUUAAACCAAACCCCAGACCCUGCAAAGCUGGAGCCACCGAGAAGGUGCAGCUCUUGAGCUGAAGGGUGCUCUGCCUCGAACCUCCUUUUCCUGAGCUGGUGCUCCUGGACCACCCAGCCCCCAGCGCUUGGCCUGCAGAGACCCCGCUCUGCUUCCCAGAGUGGACAUGGUCCCUUCAUUAGGUUUUCUCUUGCAUCUCUUGGAGCACGGAAUUUUCAGAAAGGACUUUCCAAAAUGUGGACAGAGUACAGAAAGGAAAUUCUAGGAAACACUGAGCACAGAUGCUGGCAGUUUUCCAGAGAACAUGAAUCAGCUCAUAAGAUCCCCCAGAGGGUCCCACGUGGGCAGAGACCCCCAUGCUUGUCCCCGGGUCCCAGGUCCUGGAUCCUGCACUUCCUACUUCCCACCCUCAGGAUGCCGAGGUCAAGUCCAGAAAGGGCACACCUGGCCUCCGCUCUCUCUUGCUGACCUGGGCCCAUCCCAGGUGAAGGUGUUUUCUUUCCCAUUCAUGGAUCAGUGCUGUCCCCGUCACAGCCUCCACUGUACUAAAACCGCACACCCCUGGAGAGAGGCGACCCAUGCACACAGAGGGCAGACCAGCCUCCUGCAACAGGUUGCCUCCUGCCCUGGGAUUCUCUGGGGCUGUCAGGAAGAGCUGUGGGGUCACUGAUGCCAGUUCACUCUAAGGGAGACCAGCUUUCCAGCAACCCUAGAGUCCCAAGGCCCCCCAGAAGUUGGUGCUGUGAUUGUCUUUGCUGCCUCCAACUUCCUGGAUUCGUGCAGAUAACCAAAAAUGACCGUAAGUCCCAAGUUCUCUGCAGGGCUAGUUGUUAGCUGACGUCUUACAAAGUGAAGGCUGAGGGGCCCGAGGGAGGUGGCAGUGGGCCGGGCAGUGCUGGCUGGCUGCACAUGUGCCCCUGCUGGGGUCCCUGCUUACUUUAUCAAGGUCAGAGGGGGCUCACGGAGGGAUAAUGGGUAGGUGUCACCUGCACAGCCUUGUCCUGGUGGAGGCCCAGGAGAGCCGGACUUGUCUGCUCCCACCGCCCCCAUGGGUAGAGGCCAUCCUGGCUAGGGUAGGAGAACUCUGGUUCUGCCCUGGGAAUGGUCCCACCCAGAGGGUGGAGGUCCACACUGCAGAGAGGGAGAGAACAGCCCUGUGCUUUCUGAAACUGGGACCUCCCUGUUGGUGCCAGCAGCUCGGGAGAUGAGACAAUGUGAGAGGAAACAGUAGUUUCUCAUGGAGCGCACAAAGGGUUAGGAUGGAGGCUGGCCCAUCCUGCCUGCAAGGAUGCAGCUCUGUGCCCAGGACAGCCCCUCCCAGGUCCCUGCUGGGAGGUGUCCCAAUCCCGAGCUCCUUGGAAAGGAGGACACAAUGCUUAAAGGUCAUCCAUCGGUCCCCCAACACCAGGGACUGGCCAGAAAGCCGGGGCUGUGCAGAGGUCUGGACAUGGCAGGCAUGGGAGUCCACGCGGCCCUGGUCCUCCCCCUGGACCAGGCUGCCCCACCUCCUUGGGCUCCCAGCGCAGCACCCAGGAGGGGCGGAGUGCUACACCCCGGGGACUCUCAUCCCCACAGCCAGUUUCUGGCCUGGACUCUGCCACCUGGUUCAUCUUGGGAGGCUGAGGUAGAGGAAGUGAAUUGAAACCAUUACUGCCAUCGCUGCCCAUCCCCCUGUCAGCCUUGUAAAGGUUCUCUGCCUGGUUUGCCACUUGAAGCCUGGACAAAAGGGGACGGGGGUUUCCACGGGCUAAGGAAGACACCUGUCUUUGUAUCGCCACUGGGUGGUGCCCACACCCCCGGGGGACGCUGGUGAUGGAGUUGUCUAAGCUGGGUUCUCAGCAUUGGUCAGGAUCAGCCUGAGAGCUUCUGAACCAUUGCUGGGCCACCCUGGGCUUCUUAUCAGUAGCAGGGGCCACAAGCCUGCGUCCUGCCAAGUUCCCAGGUGACACUGAUGCUACUGGCCUCGGGGCCACACCUUGACAGCACCUGCCCUAGAAAACGCCACAAAGCAGGCCUCUGCCACCUCCCGUGUGUGUCACACCCCCCAGGGUUCAGAAGCACCCCCCCCCCCCAGGUGUCAGGCCAAAUCCCACUGGACUCACCGGAGCAUGGGAUAAAGCGCCCGACCCGCUGUGUACCUGCCGGUCCGUGACCUUGGCAGGGACACCGGGGACCUGGGUCCUCUCCCUGGAAGGGACAGUGAUGCCCCAGCCCUGUUUUCCCACCACCUCUGUGUGCCUUGGGAGGGCCCACUCCAUCCUCACGCCCCGUCUUCUGUUUCCACACAACGCUCAGCCUUGUGCUCUGUUCACAGUUCCAUGUGGGCCCCCUCUCUGCCCUGCUUCCACACCAGACUCACCCCUGCAGGUGCCACCAAGAGUCCCAGGCAGCCCAGUGUCAGGAAGACUCCUGGAUCCAGUUGCCCAUUGGCUAGGGGUCAUCACAACGUUCUGGAAACGGAAAAGUCGCCUUUUUGCACAGAGAGGAAUUGCCCCAGCGUAAACACGCCCCUCCUUAGCCUCCACCUCCAUCCUGGGGGCACGACAAUAAAGGAAUGGUAUCCAGG